Messenger RNA from Peniophora sp. CBMAI 1063, 1869 nucleotides. Lineage: Eukaryota; Fungi; Basidiomycota; Agaricomycetes; Russulales; Peniophoraceae. The record is from the annotation of a GenBank genome assembly.
AUGUCGGACUCUCCCAUGCCCAAACGCCGGCGCAUCGUGCGCUCUCCGUCACCAGUCUACAAACUCGACGACGAGGACGAUACUUAUGAGCCCUAUGUUCCCAUUACCCAACGCAAACAAGCCAAACUGGCGAAAUUAUCCGCACUAGGUGCAUCCUCAGAAGACACCCAACGAGUUGCUGCUAGACGAAUACAGGAGGAGAGGGAUGAGGCGGACGAUGCUGAACGGGAGGCCGAGCGCGCGAAGGAGAAGGCGCGGAUGGAGAGGACGCUGCUUGCAGAAGCGCAGGCAGUUCAUGCUAAGAAAGUAGAAGAAGAUGCUAGGAAGACUGAGGCGGAGAAGGCAGAGGAGCGCGAGGAGCAGAUAUUGGCCGCUAUUUCUAGGCAGAAGAAGUUAGCGGGAAGUAACGAGCUCGCGCAUGGUAUCCAAUACACGGAUUCAUUGAAGACAUCAUGGCGACCGCCGCGCUUUGUACGAGAUCGUUCGCAGAACGAACAUGAACGUAUACGCGAGAAACAGCAUAUCCUUGUCGAAGGGUCCGACAUUCCGCCACCAAUCGAAACCUUCGCCGACAUGAAGAUUCCGAAACCACUUCUCGACUUCCUCAAGUCGAAACGCAUCUUCUCGCCGACGCCUAUCCAGGUUCAAGGUCUUCCCGUAGCAUUCUCCGGACGCGACAUGAUCGGCAUUGCUUUCACCGGGUCUGGCAAGACGCUCGCGUUUUGUUUACCGCUCAUCAUGCUUGCAAUGGAAGAAGAAGCAAAGUUACCAUUCAUACGCGGCGAGGGACCCGUGGGCAUCAUCAUAUGUCCUUCGCGCGAGCUUGCGAACCAGACGUACGAGAACAUCCUGCAGUGGACCGGCGCGUUGUCUGCUACGGGCGAAUACCCGCGCCUGAACACACUUCUGUGCAUUGGUGGCAUCAGCAUGUCCGACCAGAGCGGUGUACUCCAGCGAGGACUCCACAUUGUUGUUGCUACGCCCGGUCGACUCAUCGACAUGCUCGAAAAACGACGCUUCACUCUCGACGGGUGCAAGUACCUGUGCAUGGACGAGGCGGAUCGUAUGGUCGAUCUGGGCUUCGAAGAGGACGUCCGAAAUAUCAUGAGCUUUUUCAAGGCUCAGCGUCAAACGCUGCUUUUCUCUGCGACCAUGCCGAGGAAAAUUCAAGAGUUCGCUCAGCAGAGUUUGAUCAAGCCAGUGCUCGUCAACGUCGGACGUGCCGGAGCGGCGAACUUGGAUGUAUUGCAGGUCGUGGAGUAUGUGAAGCAGGAGGCGAAGAUGGUGUAUCUUCUCGAGUGCUUGCAGAAGACGGCGCCACCGGUCAUCAUCUUCAGCGACAAUAAGAAUGAGGUGGACGAUAUCCAGGAGUAUCUAUUGCUCAAGGGCGUCGAGGCAGUCGCCAUCCACGGCUCGAAGUCGCAGGAUGAGCGGCAGUAUGCCAUCAAGUCCUUCAAGUCCGGUCAGAAAGAUGUUAUGGUGGCCUCAGGUGUCGCUUCCAAAGGCCUCGACUUCCCCGACAUUCAGCAUGUCAUCAUCUUCUCCAUGCCGAAGGAGAUCGAGGACUACGUUCAUCAAAUCGGUCGUACGGGACGCUCAGGGAAGACGGGUAUUGCAACGACAUUCGUCAACGUCAAUACGCCAGAACAGACCCUUCUCGAUCUCAAGUACCUUCUUAUGGAAGCCGGACAGAAGGUCCCGCCGUUCUUACAGAGCGUGGAGGAUCCUCGUGUUGCACAGGGUGGAUCCGUCAAGGGAUGUCCGGUCUGCGGUGGUCUGGGACAUGGUAUCUCGACCUGUCCAAAGUUGGAGGAGGCCCAGAGGAGGACUAUGGCGAGCCAUCAUGGGCAGGAUACGGGUGGCUAUUGA